This is a messenger RNA of Thunnus maccoyii (southern bluefin tuna), 3052 nucleotides long. RefSeq names its product RNA polymerase II elongation factor ELL-like. Lineage: Eukaryota; Metazoa; Chordata; Actinopteri; Scombriformes; Scombridae. The transcript is spliced from 12 exons. Gene Ontology annotation, biological process: positive regulation of transcription elongation by RNA polymerase II; snRNA transcription by RNA polymerase II; transcription elongation by RNA polymerase II. The record is from RefSeq and is a predicted model, not a curated record. Gene Ontology annotation, molecular function: cis-regulatory region sequence-specific DNA binding. Gene Ontology annotation, cellular component: transcription elongation factor complex. The coding region runs from base 156 to 2024 and encodes 622 amino acids.
CUAUCUACUCCAGAAUAGCGCGCGGCGGUGGAGCAGCAGCAGCAACAGCAACAGCAACGGCAGCCUUUCUCCGGAUCCUCUCGGCUAAUGUUUGUUUAUUUAUAUCGAUUUUGUUUUGUCCAGAGUAAGCCUGGCAGGGUGAGAUUUGCUGCGGGAUGUCGGUGCUCAAGGAGAACCAGUGUUACGGUCUGUCCAGCGGUAAACUGAGCCGCGGUGGUAACGUCUCCGUCUUUCACGUCAAACUCACUGACAGCGCGGCAAGAGCCAUUAGCACCUUUCAGAACGGCAAGGGUUGGUCCUCCCAUCCCACCAUCUGUUUUAAUGGAAACCAAGGGAGAAUCAGGAUCCCUUGCUCGAAGGAUAGCAAUGAAGCAAGGACUUUCACCUUUGGCGUGACCAAUGUUGCCCGUGACAAUCCGCAUGGAAGCUUUGACUGCAUCCAACAGCUCAGCACUGGUGCUGCCGAGGAGCUGUCAUGUCUCGGGGUGAUUCAGAAGAAGAUGACAGUCAAAGCCACAGAUGACUCGUACGAUAAGGCUCUUCAGAGCAUGGCUCAAGUUGAAGAGGAGACGCGUAGCCGAGGGGCCAUUGUCAUCAAACAUGGGGGACGUUUUCAGGGCAAGAAGGUCACAGUACGAGCCCCAGCCCCAGCGCUGGCCAGCCUGACCAAACCUCGACCCUCGCCCCAGUCCCUCCUCAGCAACAUUAAGAAGGGUGUCGGCAUGUCCAAGCUGAGGAAGGGCGCCUGUGCAUCAAACAGGAGGAGCGUGAGUGACGUGCGGGAGAGGCCGCUCAAGGAGAGGGUGAAACACCUGCUGGCUCUGAGGCCGUACAAGAGGCCUGAGCUGAUCUUGAGACUACAGAAAGAUGGACUGACAGCGGGAGACAACGAUAUGCUCGACUCUGUGCUGAUGGAGGUCGGCCAGCUCAAUAGAAGAGACAACACUUUUGUACUAAAGGACGGUCUGUAUAAGGAGCUGCAGAAGGACUGGCCUGGCUACACCUCAGGGGACCAGCAGCUUCUAAAGCGAAUCCUUGUCAGGAGACUGUUUCAACCACAACAGAACCUCCUCUCUGUCCCCGAGGCCCAGGUCAGCCCACUGCGAGACACCCCCAACUCCUCCCCAGCACACCGCCCAAAACAUUCCCUGCCAGAGGAAUACACUGACCCUCUGGCUAGCAAGAAACCCAGGAUAUCCCACUUGUCUAGCAAAACAGCCAGUGACAAGUCAAGAUUGAGGUCAUCUGAACAAGCGGCUCAUAAAGAUGUCACACGAGCCACAGGGGAUGACAGGCAAAGGAACUCGCUUGAUCCUCGAAAGCUUUUUGACUCCUUGCAGUCAGCAGUCUGUCAGCAGGAAACCGAGGUGACUGACAGGCUAAAGCCAACUCCCUGUGCUCGGGAGGAGCCUGAAGGCCACCCUCAACCCGACUCCGAUCGCCCCCCGUCCCCUCUGAUAGUGCCCGAUCUUGACAGACACACAAUCAAAAGGAAGAAGAGCAAACACAAACACAGAGACCACGAGAAGGAGAGGUGGAGAGACAAGAAAGAGAGGAGAACGCAUCACAGCUCAGAGGAUCCAAAGAAGAAAGUCUCUCUGGACUGCACUGACCCUGAAGAAAUUUUGUUUGCCUCUAAUGUGCUCCAAGCGGACAAUGACACAGUAGAUUAUUUAUCGACGUAUACGAAGAUUUGCAGCCAAGACCAGAGACAGGGUUACAAACAAGACUUUAACAAGGAGUACAACGAGUACCGAGAUUUACAUGCCCAUAUCGACAGCGUGACGCGGCAGUUCAUGGAGCUGGACACACAGCUCAAACAGCUACACCAUGAAUCACGUAAAUACAAGACAGUACAUAAUAAGAUUCUUCAAGAGUAUCGCCGUAUUAAAAAGUCCAACCCCAACUACAGCCAGGAUAAGAUGCGCUGUGAAUAUCUACACAGCAAACUGGCCCACAUAAAGAAGCUCAUAUCAGAGUACGACCAACGACAACUGGGCGCGGACCGUUCCUUUCCAAACUGAAGAAGCUGACUCGCAGACGAGUGAACUUGGUGAUUUCAAUAAACACCCCGAGGCAGGGAUGGUUCACGCUGCAAAGCCCGAGCUGGUUUCUAUGAGCAGAAUGGCUAAACGCAGUCUCACGAGACCUGCUGGAAAUGUCAGUGAGGUUGGGAAGUCAUUCGUGAAGAGCAGCAGUAGUACGCCGGGGAAAAGCAGCCCUUUUAAUAUGAGUUCUUUUCUUGGAAUAUGAGAUAUUUUCUUUGAACCUAAGGGCUGGUACUACAGUGACAUGAUACUGCCAUGGACAAAGAGCGUAACAAUAGUUUUACAAAGGCUCUUAAAACUAAGCUCUUUAAAAUGAAAACUGAUAAACGUGGAGGGAAGGUGCAAAGCCUAAAAGAAACAAAAAACACUUGUAGAUUCCUGUCCGCAUCACACAUUUAACUUCUUUUGUGAAUGAGAUGAAAACAUCAAUUUGAGUAUUUGCUUAUGUGUUCUGUCAGCCAUGUCAGAGUUCAAGUUUUCAGCUGGAAGCAUGUUAUAAAUGCACACUGCACAUACCCAGACAGCUCAUAUGAAAAGCAGGUGAGGGUUACUUCUCUCCUUGUCAGAGAAGACAUGGCAGCUGGGAUGCAGAUGUGCACAUCCUGGGAAGACAUCUGUCGUCUUCUUUGGGUUCGGUGAGAUGAAACUGUAUCGGUGUUGUUGUCAGUUCUCAGUUCAGGCCUGAUCUACUUGGUAAGGUAAUACUUCAGGACUGGAUUCAUAGUAUUCCACUGGUGUUAUCCUUCAUUCGUCGUUUUCUUGGAGCACAGAAGACUGUUACGUUGAAUAUAAUGUGAACUUGAAGUUGUAUUCAGGGAAUUAACAGUAUAAGUUGCAGUAUAGGUUUGAUUUGAAACUUGUUUUAAUUAUCAGAAUAGAGAAAGUUAUGGAUUUGUUACUGUAAGCUGUGAUGGCAAAAGAUUGAGAUAUAAAAAGAUAUUGCAUGCAGUGUAACUUACAGAAUGCAUGAGGAAAUAAAUCAGAUUUUGUUGGAAUUUGAAAAA